AAAAAAAAAUGAAUAUGUAAAUAAAGGAGGUGUAGAGAAUGGGCCACCUGUUCUGUUGUGUGGAUUCCAUUUCGAGACCUUUACUUUUAAUUUUGCAUUUACUUCCUCAGCUCCUCUUUUCAUUUUGGCAGUUUCCAUUGGAUGUGAAUCCAUUUAAUACAAUCCUUCAUUCUUCCAUUAUAACCACAACUGCAAUUUCUCUCACCCUCUUUCUUUCUCACUCCUCCGCCUCCACCUCCCCCCCCGCCGCCGCCGCCGCCGCCGCCACCAUCAACACCCGCAGCCGCCUGCACUACUAAAUUCUCGUCACAUGUUUUGUAUACAUCCCUCUCUUCUCUCUUUUCUCAUUUUCCAUAUUACAAAUAAUUACUCAGUGUCGAGAAACUGCUAAGUCUUACCUUUCCGACAUCAACAUGUCUGUUCCACCACCGCCGCCUCCACUGCCGGUAUUACCAAAUUCCGUGGGAUUGGGAAUGGGAGACGGAGUAGGAGUUUCACAUUCGUCUUCUUCGGGGAUGGAGGGAAUCAAGCCGAGCAUACUCAUACUAAUCUUAAUUCUCUCAAUUACUGUGAUUGUUUCGGUUUCUCUCUGCCUCCUACUCCGCCACCUCAACCGCCGCUGUCUCCGCCACUUCUCUGGCUCUCACUCUGUCGCGGCUACGGGCAGCAGUCGCGUCUCUCCGGAGGAUUCUCCCACCUUAUCCCUCAUCGACUCCCUCCCGAUAUUCACCUUCUCGUCCAUCACUCGCCGAACUACAACUGCAUCCAUGAUUUCCGGCGAUUGCGCCGUUUGUUUGUCGAAAUUUGAGUUGCAGGAUCAGCUCCGGCUUCUCCCUCUGUGUUGCCAUGCAUUUCACACGGACUGUAUCGACACGUGGCUCAACUCCAAUCACUCGUGUCCUCUUUGUCGAUCUCCGAUUUACGCAUCCGAAGCGGAUGUCAUGAAGGUGUUGCUUUCGUCUUCUAAUGGCGGUCUUCAAGGAAGCUUUGACGGCAGCGAUAGUUUCCGGAUUGAGAUUGGCUCGGUGAGCCACCGUCAGACCGGUUCGGACACCAGCGAGCGGCGAAGGUCGUACUCCAUUGGCUCCUUCGAUUACAUUGUGGACGGUUUAUCCGAGGUGAGCAUGAACCAAACGCGCCAGCAUCAGAGGAGUGUGUCCGAUAAGGAGGAGGUUGGAGGAAACGACUCGGCGGUGGCGGCUCCGGAGGAAAACCUAGCUGCUGAGGUAGCAAGUGGCAGGAGUUGGCUGAAGGAGUACGUCGACCGCCUCUCCUCUACCGUCUCUUCCCGAGCGCUGUCUUUCCGUAGCUCAGGCAGGUUCGUCAGCGGGAGCAGCCGCCACUCCGACGUACCAGGCGACGGAGACUGGGAUGUCGAAGCGAAUCGCGUGGGUGAGGAGAUCAGCGAAUUUUUUCGGUGGUUUUCAGGGGUAUGAGUGGAUAACACGCUCGCUGGUUCAGUGGCAUUUUUGGAAAAAAAAAAAAAUAUAUAAAAGUCACUAAUUUCUUUCUCUCAUUAUUAUCAUUAUUAUUAUUAUUAUUAUUUAAUUCUGUUGUAAAUAAAUUUGUUGAUUUUAUUUACUGCAAUAUAUUAAUAUAAUACUACUAUUGUA
This is a messenger RNA of Rubroshorea leprosula, 1613 nucleotides long. The record is from the annotation of a GenBank genome assembly. Lineage: Eukaryota; Viridiplantae; Streptophyta; Magnoliopsida; Malvales; Dipterocarpaceae.